Messenger RNA from Sorex araneus (European shrew), 2193 nucleotides. It is a transcript of the gene FBXO43, whose product is annotated as F-box protein 43. The record is from RefSeq and is a predicted model, not a curated record. Gene Ontology annotation, molecular function: zinc ion binding. Gene Ontology annotation, biological process: regulation of mitotic nuclear division; negative regulation of meiotic nuclear division. NCBI's taxonomy places the organism in Eukaryota, Metazoa, Chordata, Mammalia, Eulipotyphla, Soricidae. Bases 1 to 2193 code for a protein of 730 amino acids. Gene Ontology annotation, cellular component: nucleus. The transcript has 6 exons.
AUGGAAGUUAGAUCAGGGGCUGUUGAUCAGGGAUAUUUUGGUGAGCUCAAGAAGACAUGUGCCAUGGUGAAAUACUAUGCAGUUCUAAAGAAGAGCAAAAUCAUGCAAUUUUCAGCAGCAAGGAUGGGACUAGAGGACAUCACGCUGAGUCAGACGCAGAUUUUGAAGAUGUCCGAGAAGCAGUCAGCUGAGGCCUGCCCCGGGGAAGGGAAUGAGGCAGACAGUCCUCUCAGCUUCAAGUAUGCCAGCUUCCGGGAUUUUUGCUCCAUGUCAUCAUCUCAAGAUAGUGGCUACAGUGAGUUGCUAAAAUCUUACAGUUUUGAAAACACAGAUAAAGAAUUUCUUGGAAAGAAAGAAACAGAGCCAGCGUCCAGCUAUGAGCACCCCGAGACGCCACACCUGAGAUUUCCACAUCCUCUAGGUUCCCCCACGCAGAAGAAGAGAUUUCUCUCCCCAAGGAAGGGCAAGGAUGACACCCCCGAGCUCUGUGAGACUCCUACAGCCAGUGGCAAGAAGGUUCUGCUCCGCAGACGGCUGCACAUCUCUUUCUCUGGUCUGCAGGAUGACUGUACGGCACGGAAUUGUUCACUGGAAAAUCAGAUCAGCCGAGUCCUGCACCUGGAGUCAGAUGCUUGCAGCAGCGCUUCGGGUUUUGCGAGGAACGAUGAGUUUAGCCCUUUAGUUUCUAGCACUUUGAGAGCAGAAGACGCAGUGGCCCGCAGCAGCAAGUUGAGGCUGAACUUCUCUCAGCAGAAGACGUCCACGGUGGACGAUUCUGAGGACGACUGUGGCUUGUUUGGGGUUGAAUGUCUGUCUCCGAUCCAGGGGAGUGCUUCCCAGGACUCUCUCUGCCAUGACUUCAGCGACAGCAGUCUCUGUGUGAGUGACGAAAGGACGCACCCCGGCCUUCUGGGCUCCUCGGUCUGUGGGGCGGCUGGUGGAACAGAGGAGGAUGUGUUUGUGACCCCGAUCAGUGACCUCGUGGCCAGCAUGAACUUUAAUGCCAGCCAGAGGUUUUCUCCUUCCACGGAAGCCCGGGGCAGCAUUUCCACCCCCAAAGACAGUGGUUUUAACUCUCUGUGUGGGUCCAGAUCGGACGAUUCCCUCUCUGACCAGGAGGGCUCUUUCCAAGAACUUUUCGAGAAGCAGAGGGGAACACUGAGAGCUGGGGACACCAUCAAACGGUCUCGGCGGCUUGUCAGGCUGCGGAGGCUGUCCACACUUCGGGAGCAAGGCUCACAGUCCGAGACAGAAGAGGAAAAGCAGGUCCCGACCGUGUCCUCGGGAGCGAUCCCCUCGACGGCCCCCUGCAGCCCCGAGGCUCGGCCAGGCAGUGCUGAGGCGGGCGGUGCCCUGGUUUUCAACUUGACGGAUCUCUCGAGGACCCCAGCCUUGCAGCUGGUGCAGGAGCUCUUCAUGACAAGCAAAAGGAAAAGGUUCCAGCAAAACGGCGCCCAGGACGCUUUGGAAGACAGGGACGAGGGGAGGAUAGCUAUGCUGCGGUACAUGCUGGCAGGGCUGAUCGGCAAGAAGAUGGGUCUUGAGCAGCUGGACAUCCUCACGGAGUUGAAGCAGAGGGACCUGAAGCACGUCCUUGCUAUGGUUUUAGAUUCCCUGAUGGCAGAAAGCCUAUGCAGUGUUUGGAAAGUGAGCAGAAAUUGGCGUGAGAUUAUUAUUCAAGAUAAAAAGGCAAAUAGGAGGAGGAAAUUUUACAUGGCACAACUUAAAUUGGAUUCUGAGGGGCCUAUACUGAAUGUCCAGGAUGCUGGCACUCGGCUCCAGCUUUUAAAUCGGCCCGCUUUAAGAUCUGUGCAAGCCCAGGCUCGGACCCCCGGUGCUCAGAGAGAGCAAGUCCCGACAGUCUCUCCCUGGGGGGAAGUCCUGAACUCGGGAGCCAGUGGCUCUGCGGCCCGCUUACACAGCAAGCAGGAGGAGUACGUGAAGGUGGCCAAAACCCUCUUUAUCGACGAAGCGUUAAAACCUUGCCCGAGGUGUCAGUCUCCAGCCAAGUACCAGCCUUACCAGAAAAGGGGCUUGUGCAGCCGCGCCGCCUGCAGCUUUGACUUUUGUGUGUUGUGUUUGUGCGACUACCACGGGGCCGAGGAGUGCAGGAGAGCGGCAGCUAAGGCCAGAAGCAGAAAGGAUGUUCUUCCCGGAAGCGCGCAGAGCAAGCAGAAUUUAAAACGCCUCUGA